Molecule: messenger RNA, 2468 nt
Organism: Mytilus californianus (California mussel)
Lineage: Eukaryota; Metazoa; Mollusca; Bivalvia; Mytilida; Mytilidae
Product: neuronal acetylcholine receptor subunit alpha-10-like
Exons: 8
Coding region: 139-1560 (473 amino acids)
Biological process (GO): regulation of membrane potential; signal transduction; monoatomic ion transmembrane transport
Cellular component (GO): neuron projection; synapse; postsynaptic membrane
Molecular function (GO): transmembrane signaling receptor activity; acetylcholine-gated monoatomic cation-selective channel activity
Source: RefSeq, a predicted model, not a curated record
UUGUGAUACGGAAUCCCUUGCGUUGUAACUAAGUAGCAUAACUGACAAAAGCUAAUAUAAUGAUCACACUUGUUCAUGUGAAGAAAGGAACAUCACGUUAAAGAUCAGGUUCACGUUAAGUACAACAUAUAAUACAAUAUGACAGUGGCGCUGAAAUUCGACGUAAUGAGAUUAAUGUUUGUAGCAUUUUUAGGUUACGUUUUAACAGAUGAAAAUGAAUAUCGUUUGGUUCGUGAUUUGAUGACUAGUUACGAUAAGAGAAUACGGCCGUCAGAAAAUCACUCAUGGCCAUUAAAUGUAACAUUUGAUGUUUCACUGGCGCAAAUUAUAGAUGUGGACGAAAAAAAUCAGAUCAUUACAACGAACUGUUGGCUUAACCAGGGAUGGAAGGAUUAUAUGUUACGAUGGGAUCCUAGAAAGUACGGUAAUACUAGUGUAAUACGACUACCAUUCACUGAAGUUUGGAGACCAGAUAUUCUUUUGUAUAAUAAUGCAGAUGUUACAUCGUCAUUAUCCACCGUCAGCACAAAUGUGAUCGUGACUUUUGACGGAAAUAUCACAUGGUUGUCUAUGUGGAUAUUCAAAAGCUCGUGUUCAAUUGACGUUAAAUAUUUCCCAUUUGAUAUUCAGAAUUGUUCUAUGGAUUUUGCAUCUUGGGCAUUUGAUGCGUUUCAAAUUAAUAUUCAAAAUGAUGCAGAAAAGGGAGAUUUAACAAAUUAUGUCAGCAGUUCAGAAUGGGAACUAACUGUUUUCGACUUUCAGCGGCAAGUUAUCACAUUUUCCUGUUGUCCUGAACCCUAUGUGUUUAUAAAUUAUUACUUUGUGAUUAAGAGACGACCAUUGUUUUAUAUGUUUAACCUUGUCAUGCCUUGUAUAUUGAUAACCCUUGUUGCCUUGUUGGGAUUUUAUAUGCCAAGCGAAUCUGGCGAAAAAGUUUCUAUGGGAAUAACUACUUUGUUGUCAAUGACUGUAUUUCUGAUGAUUGUAGCCGACAGUUUGCCACCGUCAUCAUCUGAUGUGCCUUUAAUAGGUCUUUACUAUGGAAUUAAUAUUGCAAUAGUUUCAUUUGCAACUGCAAUGACAGUAUUUACAUUAAAUAUCCACCAUAAAGGUGCAAGAGGAUAUGAAGUGCCGAAUAUAUUCCGAAAAAUAUUUUUUGGUGUCGUUGCAAAGUUAUUGUGUAUAAAACUAGACUUGCCACCAGAACCUGGAAUGGUUCCUGUACCACAAAGUGAUUAUUAUAAGUAUGACGACCAGUCUUCAGAAAACGGAGGAAUUUCAACACGUUAUACCGGAAAAUUAAGUACUGGUGGUAAUGGAGAAAGUUGUGACAAUCAAUUCCUUAAAGUUUUACAUAAGGUUAACCAAACUAUUGAAAGGAAUGAAGUUAGACUGGCGGAACAAGAUAGACGGGACUAUAUCAGACAAGAAUGGCAACAGUUAGCUUUAGUCAUAGACCGAAUGUUAAUGUUUAUUUUUAUUUUAGGUUUGUUUCUAUAUACCAUUGCUUUGUUUGCUCCUGGAAACAGAGACAUAAGUGAUUUACCACCUGGUUUGUAGAAAUUGAUAAAGAGGCUAAAAACAAAAUUUAAUUCGCUAAGUUUUGUUUUCUUUUAAGUUAAAGCGUAUUUCUAUUGAUCUUGUGCUAGCCCAUGGAUCGAGAUAAAAAGGGAAGGGUUGAGAUCUAACUUAAAACAAAAGUGUAUGCAUGUGCCCCUGUCAGGUCUGAACCUCAUUCGUGGUUCUCUUAUGAGAUUUUGGGUGUAUGCCAAUUAGACAGCAACCAAACCUUAACCUCUGUUUGAUUUAUUCACACCUGUCACUUUUUUUUUAUAUUUUUUAUUUCUUUAUAUUUUAAAAUCAACGGCUGCUGAAAAACCUAGUAUACAAACGGUAGUUUCCAUUUUAAUAAAACUAAAUAUAAAGACGCCAUAUGAUAUAAGGAUAAAUAUUUUGAUAAAUUAUAUUAUUCUACAAAUAAACUAGUGUAGAAACCUUCUUUGUGAAUUAAUUUUAAAGUGUACACACUUUGAAAGCAGAGUUGAUAAGCAGCUAUUAUUAAAUGACUGAACUAAAACAAAUUUUAAGAAUGAAUUAUUUAAAACAAAGUCUGCUUACCUAGUUAUUCUAAACUACUUCGUUUAGUUACAACAAUUACUGUUUUAGUAAGAUGUAAAAGUCUUUUUGAUCAGGAUGAUUUGUCUAACCUGGUGCUAAAUGUUAUGUAUAUAUUGGAUCAAAUAUUAUGUAUAAAUGUCAAUAUACUUGUCUGUGAUUGUGUACACUGAUGUACAGAUUCUCAUAUCAUAUAUAUCGUGUUGAGCAUGAACUUUUGUAGAUAUAGAAAUUUUAUCUUUGAACAAAGUGUGCAUUUCUAAAUGUUACUUUUGGUUUAUCGACCAUAUUUUAUAUUUCCAUCUUUCAUACUGCUUGUUUGAUUUUCGCCUAAUAAAGGGUGAUAUCUGUUU